Molecule: messenger RNA, 4323 nt
Organism: Engraulis encrasicolus (European anchovy)
Lineage: Eukaryota; Metazoa; Chordata; Actinopteri; Clupeiformes; Engraulidae
Gene: foxj3
Product: forkhead box J3
Exons: 13
Coding region: 393-2354 (653 amino acids)
Biological process (GO): regulation of transcription by RNA polymerase II
Cellular component (GO): nucleus
Molecular function (GO): DNA-binding transcription factor activity, RNA polymerase II-specific; RNA polymerase II cis-regulatory region sequence-specific DNA binding
Source: RefSeq, a predicted model, not a curated record
GAAAGGCUGUACGGCAGAGAGAAACUGAAGGAGGGUCGCCCGCCCGCCAGCCAGCCGCCACGGACACACCGGCGAGCAGACCGACACACAGACAAAACUCCCCGCCUGCAAGAAAGGGAACUUUCCCCGCCAUAUAGAAGAAAGCAAAGGAGGGACACCUACAUAUUUCUAUUUGGACUCAUCCCGAGCUGCCAGACAGCCCGCUGACACGGCCAGGGUGUGACAGCAGCCUGUCCAUAAUCACAUCCCCUGGUCUCCCAAGCCAGCCAGCGAGGGAGCGAAGGCGUGCUUGUGUGUCUGCGUGUGUGUGUGUGUGUGUGUGUGUGUGCGCGCGUGCGUUCCCACCCCACCCCCUCCUCUCUCUCCUCCCCCCACCACAAAAGCCAGUCGCCAUGACGUCGGAGCUAGAGAGCAGUCUGACGUCGAUGGACUGGCUUCCGCAGCUCAGCAUGCGGGCCGCCAUCCAGAAGGCCGACGCCCAGGGCCACGCCGGACAUCUAGUGGGCGGAGUCGGCAAGAAGGGCGGGGUCGGGGGCGUCGGUAGCGGGGGCGCGCUGGACCCCCAUACUACCCUCGACCAGGAAGAGGCCCUACAGCAUAAAGACGGCAAGCCUCCCUACAGCUACGCAUCACUCAUCACCUUCGCAAUCAACUCAUCAGCCAAGAAGAAGAUGACGCUGAGCGAGAUCUACCAGUGGAUAUGCGACAACUUCCCCUAUUACCGAGAGGCAGGCAGUGGCUGGAAGAACUCCAUACGGCACAAUCUCUCCCUCAACAAGUGUUUCCUCAAAGUGCCUCGCUCCAAAGAUGACCCUGGAAAGGGCUCCUACUGGGCCAUCGAUACGAAUCCUAAAGAGGACGCUCUCCCCACGCGACCCAAGAAGAGACCCCGAUCUGGAGAGAGGGCCUCCACCCCCUACAGUCUGGAGCAGGAGUCUUUGGGAAUGGACUGCAUCAUCCCCGGAAGUGCCUCCCCCACCCUCGCCAUAAACACUGUGACUAACAAGGUGGCUCUGUAUAACCCUGAGCAAGAUGGCAGUGACAGCCCUCGCAGCAGCCUCAACAACUCCCUCUCUGACCAGAGCCUCGCCUCGAUCAACAGCUACACACCGGUGUCGAGCCACCCCGAGCCGCAGUCUGCCGUCCCCCAGCAGGGGCAGAUGCAGCAGGGGUCCCUAGCCCCCCAGGGCCAGGGGGCCCCCCAGCAAGGCCCCGGGGGCCACUACAGCAUCCCCGACCGCGACAAGCAGCUGCUCUUCUCCGACUUCGAGGACCUCAGCGCCUCCUUCAGGAGCCUGUACAAGUCCGUCUUUGAGCAAAGCUUCAGCCAGCAGGGUCUGAUGGGCAUGCCUUCGGACAACUCGGCGCAGCAGACACACACCUCGUGUUCCUACCAGCACUCCCCGAGCAGCAGCACGCACACACACACUCACAGCCACGCUCACACACACACACACUCCCACACACACCCCCACGGCAGCCAGAACAACAACAACGUCACCAACUCGCACCCCAACUCCAUCCCCACCAGCGGGAGCCAACUGCCCCUCACGCACACGCCGCACAACACACACGCCUCACACACCCAGCACCUGCCCCCCCACGCGCACGCACACACACACCCGCACGCACACAACCCCCACGGCCAGCACUCCGGCCACGCCGCGCUCCCCCCACACACGCAGCACAGCCAGCACACGCCACACUCACACGCCACGCACACACAUGCGCACACACACACACACGCCGGGCAACACGCGCAGCAGCAGCAGCACCAGGCUAUGGGGCAUCCCAGCCACACACAGCAGCAACAGAUGCCAUGCGGGAAUGUGCUGGGUGACUGGUAUCCCUCAAGUCUGGAUGCGUUGAAGGAGAGCUGUCGUAUCGCCAGUAGCUACAACUGGGCCGACGUGGACCUCAGCCCCUUCCAGGGUCUAAAGGAGAGCAUGCGUCAGGCAGAGUUGAGUAACUGGACUCUGGACUCGACCCAGAUAGCUGACCUCUGCUCCUCCAUCAACCAGUUCUUCAGCCGCACCGGCGUCAUCCCGCCACAAGGGGCAGUGCAGCAGAGCACACCCUGCCACUCAGCCAUGCAGCAGCACAGCAAAGCCACACAGCAACACAUGAACACAGGCAACAUGUACAUGGACAGCAGACAGAGCAUGUCGUCCAUGAUGGGCCCCCCUGGAUAUCCCCACAUGCCCCCCAUGGCCAACCCUGGCCCCCCCAUGAGCGGCCACCACCCCCAGGUGCCCCAUCCCCAGUCCCACAUGAUGGCGCCCUCUAGCUUCCAGAUGAGGCAACUGCCCCCCGACGACAUACAGGAUGACUUUGACUGGGACUCCAUCGUCUAAACACACACACACACACACCUCACACACAGUGAUAUAUACAUCUUUACAUACACACACACACACACACACACACACACACACACACACACACACACACACACACACACAUUCACACACACACCCAUACACCUAAAUACACACACACACACACACACACACACACACACACACACACACACACACACACACACACACACACACACACACGUUAAGUCCAGUUGAGCAGGCCAAGAGAGAGAUGGAGAGAGCUGCCUGCCAGCCAUUGGAGAUAAUAAUGGCACAAAAGAUGGAGAAAUGGAAAAUGAUGGACAGAUGGACAGACGAAUAGUUGGACGUGUAGUUGAACGGAUGGACAGAUGGAUGGAUGAAUGAAUCGAUGAAUUAAUGGACGAUGAACUGAUGAAUUAUGGAACUCUUAAAAGAAAAAAGAAAAAAAGAAAAAGAUGAGGCAUCUCAGACCUCUGAUGAAAAGAGAGAAGAAGAGAGAGUGAGAGAGAGAGUUGUGUGUGUGUUGGGGUUUUUCUGCGUAAACUAACUGUUCUUCUGGAGACAAUCACCUUAGUAGCUCUACAAUUCCCCCUCAUCUACUCUCCUCUCCUCUUCUCCUCUCUCCUCUCCUUUCCUUCUCCCUUCUCUUCCCCUCCAUUCACCUCUCCUUUCCUCUCCUCUCCUCUUCUCUCUACUCCUCCCCUACCCUCCCCUCUCCUAUUCUCACCUCACCUCCUCCUCUCCUCUCUUCUCUCAUCCUCUCCUCCUCUCUUCUCUCAUCCUCUCCUCCUCUCUUCUCCCCUCCCCUCCUCCUUUCUCCUCCUCUCUUCUUCUCCUCUCCUCCUCUCUUCUCUUCGCUUUGGUUCUGUCUGUCCUUUGUGCGUAUAACUUGUGUGGCCUCCUUAACCCUGCCCCUAACCACACCCCCUUACAUUCUGCCUCCGUCCCUCUGUGACCUGUCAGUACACACACACACACACACACACACACACACACACACACACACACACACACACACACACACACACACACACACACACACACACAAACUUGAGGUGUUCCCGGUGAGAACUUAAAUGUCCUGGUUUGUCGAGUACAGUACAAUGUGCCCCCCCCGCUCUCCCCUCCUGCACACACACACACACACACACACACACACACACACACACACACACACACACACACACACACACACACACACACCUAUGGGAUAACGAAAGCCCCUCUCACCUCCACACAUACACUCCUGGGAGCGGCGAUGUGUUGAGGCCAUAGCUGCCUAUAGAUGAGCACAAAAGAGAUGCACAGGGUUUGUGUGCGUGCGUGAGUGUAUGGGUGUUUCUUAUACAGAAUGAAUUUGCACAGGAAAGCGGUUGAAGAGGGGAUGGUUAGUGUCCCUUACGAAAUUCAACCAUGGUAAAUCAUGGUUUUAAUUUUUUUUUGAGCAUGGUUCAGCACAGUUUAUUUAAACUAUGGUUUAAUCAUGGUUUGAUUAUGGUUUAACUAUACCCUUACAAAAAUUAACCAUGGUUUUACCACGGUUUAUAGUUAUUCAUUAAAUUACACUUAGCUGAUGCUUUUUUUUAUCCAGCGUGCCCAUAGGUGACGGUCCUUGUCAACCAUGACGUUUGAGAGCAUUAGUUGUUAUUCUCUUGGUCAGACCAAGUCUCGAAGAGAUUCGUGAAGAGAAAUCAUGAUAAUCAGGCUAAUGAAAACUAUGAAUAAACAUGAUCCAUAGUAAAACUAUGGUAAAACCCCCAAAAAUCAUGGAUAAGCCAUAGUAAUACAAUGGUUGGUUCAAAGUACUUACAGUAACCAUGACAUCUCAUGGUAAAACAGUAAAAUGGUAAAUUUUAUAAAUAAAACCAUGGUCGAUUUUCGUAAGGGGUGUGAGUGGGUAACGGUUGAGUGUGAGUGUGAGUGUGUGUGUGUGUGUGUGUGUGUGUGUGUGUGUGUGUGUGUGUGUGUGUGAGUGUGAGUG